AUGUCAGUCCUCCGACAUGGAGGAGGCGGGGGCUUCCUUCAGCGCCGCCUCACAAAGCUAUAUACCGAUACGAAAACCUCAUGCGAAAGUGUUACAACCGCAUCAAAGGCUCUCGAUGACCCUGAGCUUGUUGCUCUCCACGGGAGUUUCCAGAAACAGAGGGACCGCUUGCUGGCAUGGGGUCUAGAUUGGAGCGACGCGAGCGCCGCGCAGCCCAAUGAUAUCGAUGAAUCUUUGACUGCCGCAGGAUUUAGCGAUGUUGUCGAGAGUGUCAUGUCAUCCAUCCAAGAACUCCUCAAUGAUGCCGAACAAGUCCAGCAUUUGGAUGCACCUAUGCUGCCUCCCAAGGACAGAAAACUCGAUCUACCAUCAAAGGAUACCCUUGGUAGCAGACCACUUAAAACGCAAUGGACGGAGCAAGACAUAACUCGAUCGAAGACGAUUUUGAACGAACUCACUGGUUGCAUCGAUACUCUUUAUGACCUUUCACGCUCCCGACGAACAAUGGCUUCCAGCAUGUCAUCCACCAGGAACAGUGCCCGCCGCCCACGACCGAACCCAACCUCGCCCUACGAUUCCUCGCAUGGCUCAUUUUCUGAAUCGAAGGAGAAAGUACAGAGCCCGAAGCAAAUGUUUGGCCCAUUCACCUACUCCCCAGCGACACCGCACCGUGAUUCGCGUAACCCCUUCCUGCCAUCGGACCAACUCCUUAUAGAUCGAUCGGCUCUACAAUUAUAUGGAGCGGCCCACGAUAACAGCCCACCACCAUAUGAACCUGUCGCCGCGUCUUCCAAUUCGCGUGCUGUCGGACGCUUGAAGUCCUCGGCAUCACCUCUUCUUGCCUCUACAAAAGAGUCCCAUGUCUCAGUGCUCGUUGAGUUCAUGCCUAUCUUAGCUGAGUCAAACAUGGAGAAUAGGAGCUCUCGAUUGGAAAAGCUUCAGAAGUCCCUUGAGCAAUUGCUGCAGAAUGCCAGAAUCUCCCAUUUGGGGUUGAUGCGGUUUUUGGGUUACUGCAUUGAUAACUCGAAUGCUCGUUAUGCUUUUCUUUAUCAAAUGCCGGUUGACUAUUUCCCAUUCCUACAGAAUCCAAGUGAUCUGUUGAAAGAGUUGAAACCUAAGCCGUUGGUAGCUCUUCUUCCUUCAGCAGAGGAAUACCGGGAGAACCGAGUUCCGAAUCUCGACACUCGUUUUCGGUUAGCGUACGACCUUUUGAUGUCGGCUCUCCAUUUGAGAAGCCAGAAUGCGGUUCAUGGAAACGUAAACAGCAGCAACGUGAUCUUUUUCCCUGGCAGAAGUGAUGCUAGUGACGAUGAGAGCGGUCUUGCACCGGAUCUUCGUCGUCCUUAUCUCACUUCUCCGGCGCGGUUCUCCGGAGAUGGACCGACUCCCGAGCCGUUAUCUUCUGCAAUGUAUCGUCAUCCAGAGGAUAAGCGGUCAGUCGAAGAUGAUGGUGCCUGGGCCUAUGAUCUUUACUCACUAGGCCUCAUCUUAUUGGAGAUAGGGUUAUGGGCACCAGUUGGACGGCUUUGGAAGCCGAAGUACGACCGCUCGUGGUUCAAGCAUCGCGUGGAAGACCUCUAUGUCAAGAAGCUUGGCCCAAAGUGCGGUGGUGCUUAUCAGCAAGCAGUUCAGCUAUGCCUUGAUGCCCCAAACUUCCAUUUGUCGACACAACCGAUGACCGAUCUUGGCCUUCGUGUGCCCCAAAUCUACCAUUACCCGGUGCUUGACUUGUCAGAUCCUGAUGGUACCUUCUCUUUCUCAAUGAAUUUCAUGUACACAAUUUGCAAAAUUCUGUGGUCAUGUUGCCGGAUCGAUAUCUUCUCGGCACCCUCGGCGGAGGAACUGGAUGACUGCCUUCCACUCGCCCUUGUGCCUACUCCAGAGCCAGUGACCAUUCGGGACAAAGUGAACGCAUACAAGUCAUCGAAGCGUGAGAUGUCCAAUCUAGACACUAAGCUCUCCACAAUCCCGGGUGAUACAUGGGGUAUCAUCAAUGAAGACAGGAGCUUCGAAAAGCCACAAAAGAAACGUACCGUGAAGAGGCUUCCGAACUUGGAAAUACCCGACGAACACCUACAAGAAUGGAAUUUUCAAAUCAUGCCACGAGUGAGUCGUCUUCUUCAGAAGAUCUUGAAAGGGUCUUCCGAGUCGUGCGGCGUAAAUCUCAUAAUGACUGGCGAGUCGCCUGAAAGUGCUAAAACGACAAUCUGUGUCACCUGCGCUAGUGUGAAGAAAGUCAGAAUGGCUCUCAAGAAGCACUUCGCUCUUGGUAGAGACGAUUGGGAUUUGAUUGUCCUCCGUGGGGAUAUUGAACGCUCCAAGGUUCCCCGGAAUAGACGCCGGAGGCCAGCCAAGGCUCGCCCAAAUGCAUCCAAUGAUACGCCCUUUCGCCAGCGAGAGCUCAACCCAUGUCACCAACAGCGACCUCUGUGCGGGGCAUCCAUUGGUGCGUUUCAAAACGAGGAGCAUCUACCCCCCGUCUCAUACGGAGGAGCCGUCUUCGUCGAUGGCUUACCUUAUGGCCUAACUGUUCACCAUAUGUUGGAGGCUCCAAGCGACGAUGAGGGCCAAGACAAUGAUCCUGCAGAUUUCAACCAAGACGCCCCUUCGAGAUCCUCUAGUAACUGGCCUCCUGAUCCACCAAAUAUCCCUCAUCCUGGGUUAAUGUACGACUAUCCAGAGGAUGAGUCGUCUGAGGAGAACUAUGAUUUCGAAAUUUCGGAUCUGGAGGAUGGCGAUGAUCCAUCACAUGGCCUCGAGUCUGGAUAUGAUGAGUUCUGGCUUUCCGAUGAAGAUUCAUCAGAUGACGAAUCUCUCGGUCCUGAUGAGGUCGAUGAUGAUGCUGCGUCUAUUGGCGAUACUGCUGGUGUUGAACCGGGCGAAGAACCUCGGCUGCUUGUCACACAACCAGCUAUUGACGACGUACAUGAAGACUUUUUUCCCUCCCCGGAAGAUCGUGACGACGAGCACUUAGCCUCACACUCCUUGGGUUUUGUUCAUGCAUCCUCUGGAAUAAGGCGCUGGACCCGAAAUGGGCUGAAACACGAAAUCGACUGGGCGCUCAUCAAAGUUGACGAUGCCCGUAUGGACCCUCGCAAUAUCAUUCUCGAUACUACCAGAUCCAGUAGCGCGCGCCCAGGACGUCCCAUACCACCACAACCUAUUUUCCUGAAUCAAGUAGCUCGGAUGGAGGAGCUAGGUGGUUUGCAAGUUCAUUGUUGCGGUCGUACAAGUGGACUACAGACAGGGCAAAUAUCCAAGGCCAUGACAUUGGUCAAACUUCACGGACGACAUUCUUUUUCAACCAGCUUUUGCGUCAAUGGGAACUUUGGAGCCCCCGGCGACUCUGGUGCAUGGGUUUUUGACCGUCCCACCGGCCGUGUCUGCGGCCACGUUCUCGCCUGGUCUGCAAAAAGCAAUACCACCUACAUCUCCCCGAUGGAGGUGACGUUCGAGGACAUUGCCCGGACCCUCGGCGCCUCCCUUGUCUCCCUUCCUGGCGAUCCGAGCCGCUCGAUGGGUUACAUGAAUCCUACCUCCCCUCAAUACCGUUACCAAGCACAACGGCUCCCAGGGGACUUUGGCCGCCUGGCUCUUGGUGCUGGGGGCUCGCCUGGCCCACCUGUACCACCCCAUCCUCAUCAUUAUCUUCACCCUCAUCCUCAUCCUCAUCCUCAUCCUCACCCUCACCCUCACCCUCACCCUCACCCUCAUCCUCACCACCCGGGUUACGGUCGUCCCCCACCUCCUCCUCCACCCCCUCCUGGCUCCCGAGAAGCCCAUGGCCCGGUCUAUCGAGGACCUGUGCCUCCGAUCCCACCCUCUCUCCUUACCGGUCCACGCAACGUUGAGCGACAACUCGCUUGA
Molecule: messenger RNA, 3867 nt
Organism: Penicillium paradoxum
Lineage: Eukaryota; Fungi; Ascomycota; Eurotiomycetes; Eurotiales; Aspergillaceae
Exons: 2
Coding region: 1-3867 (1288 amino acids)
Biological process (GO): protein phosphorylation
Molecular function (GO): ATP binding; protein kinase activity
Source: RefSeq, a predicted model, not a curated record